AUGUAUUCCGUCAGUCAGUUCGGCUAGACACAAUAUCAGAACACCUUAUAAUUUCUUCGUUUGUUGUCCUAUUACAGAUAUUUAUAGACAUCUAUCGAGAUUUAGUUAUUGAAAGUAUACAUCGAUCUACAAGAUUGAAGUAUCUGAUGAUGUCCUGAAGGUCUUCUGCAAUGGAUGAAGCCAGUGUGCAGAGAGGUUUGCAGAAGGCUUUGAGCGAGGCCUCAUCCAAAAGCGUCAAGACUAAGAAGGAGACGGACCUUGCACCCACUGACAGCGAUGCAUCAUCCAGAUCAGGUUCCCCUGACCAAUGCUGCCCGAUCUGCCUGGGCAAGUUCAAAGACAAGUCCUUCUCCGAUGGCUGCUUUCAUCGAUUCUGUUUCCAGUGUAUACGAGAAUGGGCCAAGGUGAAGUCAACAUGCCCUCUAUGCAAAACUCCUUUCAAAUCCAUCAUUCACAAUGUAGUGUCUAGUGAUGUAUAUGAUCAGUACGUGCUACAGCCUACGGAGAAUGGGUCUUUGGAGUUAGAUCGUAACGGUGCUCGCUUUCGCUACCACACUACCCUAACCACCAACCGAAGAUCUGCCUGGGAGACCCGCAUGGAUCAGCUUUUCAAUCGCCAGGCCAGGCUGGCAGAGCGGAUCCACCGCGAAAACGAGUCCCGUCAGCGCCGUCAACUGAUCUAUGCAGCCAGCUUGAGGGUCCAUCAUAUCGCAACCAACCGAUUCACUAGGUUCAGGGAUACUUCUCCCCAGUUUUUCCGUGAGAACCCUGCUGUAACACACCGUCUUAUCCCUUGGCUAAGGAGAGACCUUGGGGUGCUGUUCAAUGGGAACGACCAACAUGUGCGAUUCAUGACCCAGUACAUUCUUUCACUGCUUCCAAAUGUUGACAUUCAAUCAGAGGAAUUCCACAACCACUUGAGGCCGUUCCUCUAUGGACGCACUGAACACUUCAUCCACGAGUUCACCAGCUUUGCUAGGUCACCUCAUGACAUGGACACCUACGACCAGAUGGCCCAGUAUGACUUCCGUCCCGAGAACCCUCAGUUCACUGCCACUCUCCGGCCUCAGCAUCCGCUUGUAGCACAAGAGAAUAGCAGUAGUGAGGAGAGUGAGAACAACCAUUCCAACAAUAUUGAAGUCAUCGUCAUUUCCGAUGAUAAUGAAAGUGACAGCAAUCCUUUUGUGAUACCAGCAGAAAGUUCCCAGUCUGCCUCUCUCAGUCAUGACCUACCCGGGCCAUCUUCUGCUACAAGCGGAGUGGGUCCAUCCACAAGUUAUGAUCUAGCCUCUACCCAUAACCCUGAGCCACCUGCAAGUCAAGACCCCGAUCAACCAGGCCCCUCUGGUGUCACUCUUUCAGGAAGCCUGCAGAUCAAGCAAGAGCAUGACAGUGCCCAUGGCAGGAGAAAGUUGGAAGAUAGUGCAGAAAGCAGUGGCAGUGUAGAGAUUGUUGGAUAUCAAAAGCCAUUCCAUCUGCGCACUCCCAUUGCUUUCAUAACCAUAUCUGAUGAUUUAUCGGAUGGGAAACGGGAGAAAGAGACAAAAGGAAGGCUUAGUAGGAAUAAAGACAAGACUGCACCUAAAAGAAACCACGUAGAAGAAAAAGCUGGUGGAAAGAGGAAACAGAAGACAAAACAUACCAGAAGUUUGCAUUCUUCAAACAGAGCUGGUAACUGGUCUACAGAUUCAGAUGACAAUUACUACAGCAGAUCCAGACGUGAUGGAUACAACAGGAGAGGCAGAGAUGCUGCUGAUGACAUAGACGGUCCUUGCACAUCGCGCUAUGAUUCUCUGCACAGAUCUUCCUCUAAUCACAAGCCUUCCCACAGUCCAAAUGAACUAUUCCGUAAAGUAAGAGAAGGGGGAAGCAAAUGGAGUCUCUACUAUGAGACCAGACAUGAUAACUAUUCUAGCUCUAGGAACCGACGGUCAAGGUCUCGGUCAAGGUCUCGAUCAACGUACUCCAGAAGAUAUGGAGAAGACAGCAGAUCACGGGACUGUUCAAGAGACCUCCCUAGACCUUUGAGGGAUGAACGAAACUGGCAACGAAGCAGAAGCAGAAGUAGAUCGAGAGAGAGGUCAAGGAACCCAUCGAGAUACUACAGAGAGGAAGAUAACAUGAGAAGCAGGAGUAGGAGUAGGGGGCCCUCUGUGGACUUCUUCAGUGAUGAAAGCAAGUUAAGUUCACGGAAUGGCAGUCGUAACGGCAGUACUUCUAGCACCUUUAGCAGACAAUCACAUCAAGAUCGUCAUGCUCUACAUAGUUCAAAGAAAGACAUUUCUAGCUCAAGUCAUGUGAGCGCAUCCAAAGCAUCAAGAUCGCCUGUGCUCAAGCGUAUGCUAGAGGAUGCUAAUGAUCCUCCAAACAAGGAAGGAGACCCGCACACAAGCAAAAGGCACAAGCACAAACAUAAGCAUCACAAGAAGAAAAGCUCCAGACAUAAGCACAAGAAAAGUCGAGACAAGGAUUCUAAAAGUAAAAAGAAAGACAAACACGGUAGGGACCAUGGUGGUAGCCACGACAAGAAGCCUCAGGAUGACAAGGAGAAAGCGAUUGGUGAAAGCAUAUCGGACAGUACUGUGGAAGAUGUGGACAGGCCAAACGAGGGCGCUACACAUAGCAGGAUGGGGACUACACCCACUCCAAGUGGUCAUGUUGAGAAUCAUAAUAUAACCUUGCAGGAUUUGUUAAACAUGGAUGAGAGUAUGACCUUUGACCCAGCCCCGCCAGCAGGGCAUUCAGAUAAAGGAUCUGGAUCCAUGCUUUGAUCACAACUCCCAUUCGAUGCACGGCAACCAUGGUGACAAAGAAUGAGGAAGUAUAGAGAAAAAUUAUAAUACAUGUAGGUAGACUCUCACCAAAGAGGAUAGUAGGUUGAAUCUUGAAAGAAAAGAGAUAUUUAGAUAGUUAAUGAUAGGUUAAUAAACUUGCAAAUGAUUUCUGUUUAGGUUAGAGGUCAUCUUCUUUGUAUUGUGAUAAGAAUAGGCCUUUGUUCAGAUUAAUUAAUACAUGCCUUGCAAUGUCUCACUCAGCUUCUCACCUAGACCAAGAAGUCAUUUAGGACAAGAGGGGUUGGGGGGGGGGCGGUGUGUCUAUGAAUAUUUGAACCCAUAACUUGUCCUCUUUACGGCCAUUCAAUAGUCGACCAAUUCUUUGCAUAUGACCUUCAUCAUACAGGUGUGACACAGAAACUCACAAGUUAUCCACUUUGACCAACUAGACAUCAUUGCAUUUGCUUCCUACCCUGCCAGAUAAAGUAAAAAUUGGUAUUUGAUCAUGUAAUACUUUUUUCAGGGGAACAGACUGAUGUAUAGGGUUAGGGUUAGGGUUUCCAUACAUACAUUUUAAAGCUUUUUCGCUUGUAAAUCUUUUAAUUUGUCAAUACCUUAUAAUUUAUCAAUUAUAAUAAUAACAAUUUUAAUGGUGGCUUCUUAUAUAGCACACAAGUCCUUCACGUUGUGACACUCCUAGCGGCACCCCGAUUAUACAUAUUAGUGUGGAAAAAUGCCAGAUGAAAUUUAGUUAUUCAUAUUAC
Strongylocentrotus purpuratus (purple sea urchin) is the source of this 3538-nucleotide messenger RNA. RefSeq names its product E3 ubiquitin-protein ligase Topors. Gene Ontology annotation, biological process: protein polyubiquitination; protein monoubiquitination. Lineage: Eukaryota; Metazoa; Echinodermata; Echinoidea; Camarodonta; Strongylocentrotidae. Gene Ontology annotation, molecular function: ubiquitin protein ligase activity; metal ion binding. The record is from RefSeq and is a predicted model, not a curated record. Bases 171 to 2771 code for a protein of 866 amino acids. The transcript is spliced from 2 exons.